This is a messenger RNA of Kockovaella imperatae, 773 nucleotides long. RefSeq lists its product as hypothetical. The record is from RefSeq and is a predicted model, not a curated record. Gene Ontology annotation, cellular component: plasma membrane; growing cell tip; cell division site. Bases 88 to 687 code for a protein of 199 amino acids. NCBI's taxonomy places the organism in Eukaryota, Fungi, Basidiomycota, Tremellomycetes, Tremellales, Cuniculitremaceae. The transcript is spliced from 5 exons.
CUGAACACUAACCUGACUUGAUGUGAUUGAGAGGGGGAUCAACGCUGACUGUCGACUGACUCAUGACUCUAUCAUCACAUCCAAGCCAUGUCUUACAUCCCUCGGAACAGAUUCCAGGCAAGCGAUUGUCUUGAAGGCCAUGUAUUGAUCGGUGUAUUCCUAAGCGUGUCAAGUAUAGUCGUGCUAUGCCUGACCAGCUUUUCGAUCCCUUACAUCAAGAACAUCUUCUUCCUCUCCACGUCUACAGGAUACAAAUACGGGACCCUAGGGUAUUGUCAGUUUGGAUCUUGUUCAAGGAGGAGAAUAGGGUACGAGACCGGCAGGGAAAUCAUCCAUUGGUUGACACAGACGUUGGUUCUAUUUCCCAUCGCCGCUCUGCUCAUAUUCUUGGGUCUGUGGGGUCUCGUAUGGUCCCUCUGGGGUCCAUCUAAAAAUUCGAUCUGGUUCAGGAUUCCGACGGCCGUUGGUGCACUCACCGCACUCGUAGCGGAAAUCUUUGCCCUCGUCCUCUUCGUCACUGCUCGUAACAGGUUUCACGAGUCAGCUAUCGACACGGCUUACGGGCCAGCUCUAUGGCUUGGCAUUGCAGGAUUCAUCUGCGCCGCCACCAGUGCCUUCUUCUGUGGCCCACCUUACACCGCUCGGUACAUGUACCGGGCGCAUAGGGACUACCCGACGAGAUAUUAGGCUGAGAUGAGGUUAUUUUCAGGCAGUGGAAAUGGAUUUCUUGGGCAUACACGACCGGGACAAGAAAAGUGGACAACAUACUGAAG